CUGGAAUACACAAGCCAGUUAGCUUGUCAAACAGCUAAUCCUAACAAGUGACACUUCACCAUGACAGACAGUAUCAUGAGUAAAGCAGCCACCAUGGAGAUCCCCAUCAACAGUAACGGAGAUUCAAGGACCCUAGCAGAGGAUGACAGCCUGGAGCAGGCUGCAAAGAUACAGUGGAACUUAAAUGAGAAGGAUCUUCAGCAGGUGAUGGUAUCUGGGCCCAAUCUGAAUGAGACCAGUAUCGUAUCAGGUGGCUAUGGAGGUACAGCAGAGGGCAUCAUUCCAACCAGCUCCAUCAAAGGCCCUGCUGUCCGUUUCAACUCUGAUUUUGUGGGCAACAGACGCAUCCCAGCACCUGGACAAGACCUGCGAAUGAAGUCCAGGGGUUAUCACAUUUCCCCAAGCCCAUCUGCCGCCAGCCGAAUAGCCAGCCAAUCAGAGGACAUCCCAGGGCCCAACAUGCAUCACAGCAGCAGUAGCUCCUCCAUGACCGCCGAGGAGGCCACGAGGGGGGUUGCUGUGGAGAAAUUCGACAUCAUGAAGAAAUGGGGCCUCAACACUUAUAAAUGUACCAAACAGUUGAUCUCGGAACGGUUCGGCCGCGGCUCACGGACGGUGGACCUGGAGCUGGAGGCGCAGAUCGAAGUGCUGCGAGACACCAAGCGCAAAUACGAGAACGUCCUCCGCUUAGCCCGAGCGCUCACCAACCACUUCUACAGCAUGGUGCAGACCCAGCACGCUUUGGGAGACACGUUUGCCGACCUCAGCCAGAAAUCUCCGGAACUUCGGGACGAGUUUGGCUACAACGCAGAGACGCAGAAACUGUUAUGCAAGAAUGGCGAAACUCUUUUGGGCGCCAUCAACUUUUUUGUUUCCAGCAUCAAUACACUUGUGAACAAGACAAUGGAGGACACCUUGAUGACUAUCAAGAUGUACGAGAAUGCGAGGCUGGAGUUUGACGCGUACCGGGCCGACCUGGAGGAGCUGAACCUGGGCCCUCGGGACGCCGUGACAGUGGCCCGGAUCGAGGCUGCCCAGCAGGACUACCAGGUCCACAAAGACAAAUACGAGCGACUGCGAAGUGAUGUCACCAUCAAACUCAAGUUCUUGGAAGAAAACAAGGUGAAAGUGAUGCACAAGCAGCUUCUUCUCUUCCAUAACGCCAUCUCGGCUUACUUCGCUGGAAACCAGCAGCAGCUGGAACAGACCCUCAAGCAGUUCAGCAUAAAGCUCAAGCCCCCGGGAGCUGACAAACCGUCUUGGCUGGAAGAGCAGUGAAAAACCGGCCUGUAGCCCGCCACACACGCACACACACACGCACACACACACACACACACACAAAGACAUACACAUUCACAUUACACAGGUCUCUCAUAUCCUGGAAUUCAGACGCACCGACCAACUCCCAGACCAUCUCCCGCAGCCAACGACCGACAACACGCAGCAGGACAUCAAGAGCCCGGCGAUGUUCGACAGAGACUUAAGCCUUACUAAAGUCUUUCUCUCCUGCAGUCUGCACCUCUCCUCU
Molecule: messenger RNA, 1528 nt
Organism: Chanos chanos (milkfish)
Lineage: Eukaryota; Metazoa; Chordata; Actinopteri; Gonorynchiformes; Chanidae
Gene: arfip2b
Product: ADP-ribosylation factor interacting protein 2b
Exons: 11
Coding region: 61-1278 (405 amino acids)
Biological process (GO): regulation of Arp2/3 complex-mediated actin nucleation; intracellular protein transport
Cellular component (GO): trans-Golgi network membrane
Molecular function (GO): protein domain specific binding; phospholipid binding
Source: RefSeq, a predicted model, not a curated record